AUGGCGCUGAUUGAGGUUAUUGCCAACGAUCGUCUAGGGCGCAAAGUGCGCGUGAAGUGCAGCCCGGACGACACCGUCGGCGACCUGAAGAAGCUAAUUGCGGCGCAGACGGGCACGGACUGGACGAAAAUCCAGCUCAAGAAAUGGUAUACGAUAUACAAGGACCACAUCACGCUCGCGGACUACGAGAUCCAUGACGGCAUGAGCCUCGAGAUGUACUAG
Molecule: messenger RNA, 222 nt
Organism: Sparassis crispa
Lineage: Eukaryota; Fungi; Basidiomycota; Agaricomycetes; Polyporales; Sparassidaceae
Product: Ubiquitin-like modifier hub1
Exons: 4
Coding region: 1-222 (73 amino acids)
Biological process (GO): mRNA splicing, via spliceosome; protein modification process
Cellular component (GO): nucleus; cytoplasm
Molecular function (GO): protein tag activity; protein binding
Source: RefSeq, a predicted model, not a curated record